UUUACGGCAGCCGGUUCCCAUAACGUCAAUCAACAACAUGGCGGAGGCUGCGCAGAGUCCCGGUGCUGAGGAGGUUUUAACGGAGAACCGGGAGAGUUCAGCGGCGGGGAAAGACAGCGGGACACCGGGAGCUGCUGCCCGGGACAAACCCGUGUGUCUGAUCGUGCUGGGGAUGGCGGGGAGCGGGAAAACCACCUUUGUGCAGAGGCUGACGGCUCACCUUCACGCUCUUAAAGCUCCUCCCUAUGUGAUCAACCUGGACCCUGCCGUCCACGAAGUCCCCUUCCCUGCAAACAUCGACAUCAGGGACACGGUGAACUACAAGGAGGUGAUGAAGCAGUAUGGCCUCGGGCCAAACGGGGGCAUCGUGACGUCACUCAACCUGUUCGCCACGCGCUUUGAUCAGGUGAUGCAGUUCAUAGAGAAGAAGCAGCAGAAUCACCGGUACGUGCUGAUUGACACGCCGGGUCAGAUUGAAGUCUUCACCUGGUCUGCAUCUGGAACCAUCAUCACAGAGGCUCUGGCGUCAUCCUUCCCGUGUGUCGUGAUCUACGUGAUGGACACGUCCCGCAGCGUCAGCCCCGUCACAUUCAUGUCCAACAUGCUGUACGCCUGCAG
Molecule: messenger RNA, 618 nt
Organism: Micropterus salmoides (largemouth bass)
Lineage: Eukaryota; Metazoa; Chordata; Actinopteri; Centrarchiformes; Centrarchidae
Gene: gpn1
Product: GPN-loop GTPase 1
Molecular function (GO): ATP hydrolysis activity; GTPase activity
Source: RefSeq, a predicted model, not a curated record